Molecule: messenger RNA, 2080 nt
Organism: Pelodiscus sinensis (Chinese soft-shelled turtle)
Lineage: Eukaryota; Metazoa; Chordata; Testudines; Trionychidae
Gene: CENPM
Product: centromere protein M
Source: RefSeq, a predicted model, not a curated record
GGCGCACAUGCGCAGUGGCGCGCGGUGACUCCGCCCAGCAUACGCCGCGGUGUGUGCGUCUCACGACGGAGCGGUGAGGACGCAGAACGUGGCGGCGGUUUGAAAUCCUGGCGCGUUGGGUGUCGCGCGGCGCUCCGCUGCGAUGUCGCUGGUGAGGCCCUUCGACAAACUUCCGACGCUCAAUUCAGCCGCCCUCUUGUUGGUGGGCACUGAUGAAAAGCAGCAGCAACAGCUAGCAGAGGCAAUUCUUAAGGAGAAAAAAACCUUCAAGAUAAACAUCCAUGUGGCAACUUCCCUUCCUUUACCUGCUGAGAGAGACCAUAUACGGCCCCGGAUUGACCUGAUUGCCUUUCUGAUUAACAUACAAAGCAAAUACAGUCUUAGGAAUGUUGAAGCUUCACUACCACAUGUGGAUGCCAACUUCUUCCUUGGGAAAGUGUGCUUCCUGAUCACAGGUGUCGGUAGAAUGAAUCACUGCAGCGUAGAGAUGAAUGCUGUCCGGAAACUGGGAAACCUCUACUGCAGCCCUGUCAUAUUCUGUGAGCUGGAUUCUGAAGGCAUCCGAGUUGCCACAGCUCAGCGGCUGGUCCGAAUGUUGCAGAUCUGCGCUGGUCAUGUGCCGGGGAUUUCUGCCCUUUUCUUCAGUUCUUUGAUGAAAAACUCCAUUGAUGAGUAACCUUGAUGUAAAUCCAUUGCCUUUUUUUCUGUCCAUACCCUUUGAUGCUGUUUCAAGUUGCGGAAAUGGACUGAAAUGGGAGUGUUGUUUGGAAGCUUUUUUUAUCGAUUGGGAAUGAGACCAGCUCGCCCCAUACUGCUAUUUGCUUUUGUUACCUUUUUAGGAAAGGCUUAGUUCAUGUUUGGUGAUUGGUGGCUGAAGCUCUACUAGUGAUCACCUUUCACACCUAGGUUCCAAUUUGAAUCAAGCCAGCUUGUUAGUGACCAACAGCUGUGUAGCCUUCUGAGAGCUGUAUGGGAAUGAAGGCAAAGCCAGGGUCCUCAGGUCAGUGUGUAUCAUGACAGGUAGCUGUACUUCAGAGGCACAAGCAUCAUGGACAGAAGUAUCAGAAAUCUGCAAAGCUGCUGCCUAGUACCAAUGAAUUAUUUCACCAGAGAGAAAAGAGCAAGAGUUUUACAAUAUUCAUAUUGAAAUAGGGCACCUCUCUCUCUCUCUCUCUCUCUCUCUCUCUCACUCACAAAAACCACUUAUUCAGAAACUUCCUCCAUUCAAGGAGCUAAGUUUAGCAGUCAUCAUAUCCAUGCAUCCAUCCAUCCAAUAAUAGCAGCUGGCAGUAAUAAACUAACAGUUGGCAAGUAUUCAAGGAAAGACUGGCCUGGCCUUUCUAAUCCCCAAAUAUCUAAUGAGAAAUGGAGGAGGGUUUCAAGGAUAGAGCCCAGGAAUUUGGUGUUUUUCCUUUUUGAAAUAAUGAUCCUCUUUUGUUAUACCUCCCCAGUGAACUGUGCCUGCUGAGCGCACACACCCCCUCCCGACUUGACUCAAGGGUCUGACAGUUGCAUUCAGUGCUGUGCCACUGCAAGUCAAAAAGUUUCCAUGGGACAGAAAGAAUAGCAGAGCAUCUGAAGAGGUGGGGGAGUGUCAGUAGUACAGGUGUGUCUCGGGGCAAAUAUUUGGUCAGUGGGUGAUGGAAGUGUGAUUGUUUCACAGAACAGUGCAGAAGUCACUCUUCAAUGAGUUUUGCUAUUAAUAUUAGCUCUAAAAGUGAAGAUCUACAAAAUAGUUCCUCUCUAACAAAGUUUGAUUUCAAAGGGCCUAACUUUUACAAUUGCUGAGUACUUCUAAAAAUGAGGUCCUUAAUCUGCAUUGCUGAAGCUUCCUUAGAGCUUUGGCCAUCUCUGCCCUCUUUCUGCAUGGGCGGAAAGGUGUAAUGUGGCUAAAAACAUGCUGCAUAACCUGUAGUUUUCUUACAGGUUGGACAUGCCUAUAAACUUGCAUUGUGCAUAAAAACCCCCAAAUCAGAUUAUAAUUUAAGACACAUAUAUAAAUAAAUGUAUUGGGAAUAAACUAUGAAUCUGAUAUUGUGUGCUGGAAUAUUAAGUUAAUAAAAUGUGUAAUAUUGGAAAA